This is a messenger RNA of Penicillium macrosclerotiorum, 1629 nucleotides long. Its product is annotated as ssDNA-dependent ATPase MGS1. Gene Ontology annotation, cellular component: nucleus. The coding region runs from base 1 to 1629 and encodes 542 amino acids. Gene Ontology annotation, molecular function: ATP hydrolysis activity; ATP binding; enzyme activator activity. NCBI's taxonomy places the organism in Eukaryota, Fungi, Ascomycota, Eurotiomycetes, Eurotiales, Aspergillaceae. The record is from RefSeq and is a predicted model, not a curated record. The transcript has a single exon. Gene Ontology annotation, biological process: DNA repair; DNA-templated DNA replication; regulation of DNA repair.
AUGGUUUCCUGUCCAAUCUGUGACAAAACCGUUCCUCAGCUAAAAAUAAACGACCAUAUUGACUCUGGUUGUCAAAGCUUCAUCGAAGACCCAUCCUCAUCCCCGAGCGAACUAUCAGCAUCUCAAAAAGGGCCCAUCGCGAGCAUAUUCCAACCAGCCUCCGCGCGCAAGGCCCAAAGCCAGUCAAAUAUCACAAAAGAAUCGCCGUCUCGAACCGGUUUAUCUACACCCCGGCCUGUCAAUGGCAAGAGGUCAUUCGUGCAAGAUACUCCGCCCUCUCGGGAACAAUCUGGGCCAAAGCAACCAAAUGGGGAAGUAGUGGAACCACAGGCAAAGCGUCCCAAGGUCAAUGCUUUUCACAAAGCAGCUCCACUAGCAGAGCGGAUGCGACCUAAGACCCUGGAAGAAGUCUGUGGCCAAGAACUUGUCGGCGAGCAUGGUAUUCUUCGCGGGCUGAUUGAACAAGACCGGGUCCCGAGCAUGAUCUUGUGGGGAAGCGCGGGCACCGGGAAGACGACGAUAGCACGAGUCAUCGCGUCAAUGGUUGGAAGUCGAUUCGUCGAGAUCAACAGUACGAGCUCGGGGGUUGCCGAAUGUAAGAAGAUCUUCUCCGAAGCUCGGAGUGAGCUCGGUCUUACUGGGAGAAAGACAAUCAUCUUUUGUGACGAAAUUCAUCGAUUCUCCAAGUCACAGCAAGAUGUAUUUCUGGGACCCGUGGAGAGUGGACAAGUCACGCUCAUUGGCGCAACGACGGAGAAUCCAUCCUUUAAGGUUCAAAACGCUUUGCUUUCUCGAUGCAGGACAUUUACGCUGGCAAAGCUUACAGAUGAGGACAUAAGCUCUAUUCUUGAACGUGCGCUCAGAAUAGAAGGACCGAACUAUUCACCGUCAAAAUUGGUGGAUGACGAGCUGAUCCAGUAUUUGGCCAGAUUCGCUGAUGGCGAUGCCCGAACCUCUCUCAACCUGUUGGAGCUUGCUAUGGACCUAUCCAAGAGACCUGGCAUGACUCUUGAAGAUCUGAAGCGGUCUUUGACCAAAACUUUGGUCUAUGAUCGCGCUGGUGAUCAACACUACGAUACGAUAUCAGCUUUUCACAAAUCGAUCAGAGGCAGUGAUCCGGAUGCGGCAUUGUAUUACCUAGCACGCAUGAUUCAGUCUGGAGAAGAUCCACUCUAUAUUGCCCGUAGGCUGAUCGUUGUGGCCUCUGAAGAUAUCGGUCUUGCCGACAAUACCAUGUUGACUCUCGCCGUAUCGACACAUUCAGCCGUGGAGAAGAUAGGUCUGCCAGAAGCACGCAUCAAUCUAGCCCAUGCCACUGUGGCCAUGGCGUUGUCGAAGAAGAGUACAAGGUCUUAUCGAGGGCUGAACAAUGUCAAUGCAGCAUUAAAUGAACCAGGCGUUGCCGGGUUACCCAUUCCGAUCCACCUGCGGAACGCCCCGACAAAACUCAUGAAGGAGUUAGGAUAUGGGAAAGAGUACAAAUACAAUCCGAACUAUGUCGAUGGUAGAGUGGAACAAGAUUACUUACCGGAGCAGCUCAUGGGGCGUACCUUCUUGGAGGAUUUGGAUCUGGGAAAACAGCGAGACCCUGACUUGCUCAGUGCUGUCAAGCGCCAAACGGGGUCUUGA